ACAUUUGCCCCUCCUUCCAGACCCUGGCAGCCACCAUUCUACUCUUUGCCUCUAUGAAUUUGACUAUUGUAGAUAGCUCAUGAGUCUCCAUGGGAUACUUGCCUCCGCAGGCACCAUAGGAGCAGUGGCAGCUUGGCUGAUGAGCUAUAAGCCAGCCUUGUUUGGGUUCCUAUUCCUUCUGCUGUUGCUUAGCAACUGGUUGGUCAAGUAUGAACACAAGCUCACCCUCCCAGAGCCCCAGCAGGACGAGAUCCUCCAACGGCUGUUGUUCAGUGAAAUGAAGAUGAAGGUCCUAGAAAAUCAGAUGUUCAUCAUAUGGAAUAAAAUGAAUCACCACGGGCGGUCAAGCAGACAUCGGAAUUUUCCCAUGAAAAAACACAGAAUGAGGAGGCAUGAGUCAAUUUGCCCCACCCUGUCUGACUGUACUUCGAGUUCCCCCAGCUAAUGAGGCCGAGGCGGGCUGGCCUCUGCCGAUGUUACCUUUUACCUCAGUAAAACCCAGUCACAGCCUA
Molecule: messenger RNA, 512 nt
Organism: Homo sapiens (human)
Lineage: Eukaryota; Metazoa; Chordata; Mammalia; Primates; Hominidae
Gene: TEX46
Product: testis expressed 46
Exons: 3
Coding region: 80-445 (121 amino acids)
Cellular component (GO): membrane
Source: RefSeq, marked validated